UCUGUGUUUUUCCUGUUGUAUGGGUGAAGCCAGACAGGAAUGAAAAGAAGGAAAAGUAUCAGUUGCCUGUGAUGUAAAGAUAGGAAAUAGAGUAGAAUAAGCAAAAUAAGAAAUGAGGCAGACAAGAUGAACCUGAAAAAGGGGUAGGCAAUUAGAGUCUCAUAGAUCUGAUAAGAUAUAUUACCUCCCUAGUUUUCUAGUUGCUGUUAUAACUUCCUUUAUUAUUUUUCAGCUAAAAUUUGUUUAUUUCUGUCUUGUGAACACAUUAAAUUGAUGUCUGUGAAGCUAUAUGCCAUAGUCCAAAUACUUUGCUUUUUCUACUUAUAUUCUUUCAUAAGUGAAAACUAAAUUUCCACUGACUAUAUGCAUUUGCCUUUCCCUCUUUUUAUAGAACUGAAGAGAUGAAUACUUCUCCCUCCCAAAAAAACCCAGUUAAAAAACGGGUGAAAAUACAUCCCAAUACAGUCAUGGUGAAAUAUACUUCCCAUUAUCCCCAGCCUGGGGAUGAUGGCUAUGAGGAAAUCAAUGAAGACUAUGGGAAUGUCACAGAAGAGAAUCCAAAGAAAAGCCUGCUAAGUGAAAUAAAACGUAAAGGGAGAACACUCUUUGGAACCAUGAACACCCGACCCCCACCAACAGGAGACCCAGUGACUAGUGAAAUGGGACAAUUCCAGAGCUUUGCAGAAAAAAACUUUUUUCAAUCAAGGAAAACAUGGAUCGUGCUGUUUGGAUCUGCUCUGGCUCAUGGAUGUGUAGCUCUGAUCACCAGGCUUGUUUCUGAUCGUUCUAAAGUGCCAUCUCUAGAAUUGAUUUUUAUCCGUUCUGUCUUACAGGUCUUCUCUGUGUUAGUUGUGUGUUACUACCAUGAGCCUCCCUUUGGACCGAGUGGCUACAGGUUACGGCUUUUCUUCUAUGGUGUGUGCAAUGUCAUCUCUAUCACCUGUGCUUACACAUCAUUUUCAAUUGUUCCUCCCAGUAAUGGAACCACGAUGUGGAGAGCCACCACCACUGUUUUCAGUGCUGUUUUGGCUUUCUUACUUGUGGAUGAGAAGAUGGCCUACAUUGACAUGGCUACUGUUGUCUGUAGCAUUGUAGGUGUUUGUCUGGUUAUGAUACCCAAUAUCAUUGAUGAAGACAACUCUUUGUUAAAUGCCUGGAAAGAGGCCUUUGGCUACACUAUGACUGUGAUGGCUGGAAUGACCACUGCUCUUUCCAUGAUUGUCUAUAGAUCCAUCAAGGAGAAAAUUAGCAUGUGGACUGCACUGUUCACCUUUGGUUGGACUGGAACAGUCUGGGGUAUCUCAACCAUGUUUGUUCUUCAAGAGCCAAUCAUGCCAUUAGAUGGAGAAACCUGGAGUUAUCUCAUUGCUAUAUGUGUUUGUUCUACUGCAGCAUUCCUAGGGGUGUAUUAUGCCCUGGACAAAUUCCACCCAGCUUUGGUCAGCACAGUACAACAUCUGGAGAUUGUGGUAGCUAUGGUCUUGCAGCUCCUGGUAUUACACAUAUUCCCUAGUGUCUAUGACAUCUUUGGAGGGGUGAUCAUUAUGACCAGUGUGCUUGUCCUUGCUGGUUAUAAACUCUACUGGAGGGAUGUAAGAAGGCAGGAUUACCAGGAGAUACUAGACUCUCCCAUUAAAUGAAUACCUGACUGCCUGUUGACAUCCAAUCAUUAAUAGGUACACUGCCAUUUUUAAAUGUUCAAGUAUAUCUUUUGUGCUGUAUAAAUUACAGAGUGCUAUAUAAUAUAUGCAAAUGUAGAAAAAAUUAUUCUAUGUUGAAUAUAUUUUAAAACUAUUAAAUAUGUGAACUGCCA
Erinaceus europaeus (western European hedgehog) is the source of this 1813-nucleotide messenger RNA. RefSeq names its product solute carrier family 35 member G2 (gene SLC35G2). The transcript has a single exon. Gene Ontology annotation, cellular component: plasma membrane. The coding region runs from base 402 to 1640 and encodes 412 amino acids. The record is from RefSeq and is a predicted model, not a curated record. NCBI's taxonomy places the organism in Eukaryota, Metazoa, Chordata, Mammalia, Eulipotyphla, Erinaceidae.